This is a messenger RNA of Cavenderia fasciculata, 2328 nucleotides long. RefSeq names its product LISK family protein kinase. Gene Ontology annotation, biological process: protein phosphorylation. The coding region runs from base 1 to 2328 and encodes 775 amino acids. Gene Ontology annotation, molecular function: protein kinase activity; ATP binding. NCBI's taxonomy places the organism in Eukaryota, Evosea, Eumycetozoa, Acytosteliales, Cavenderiaceae. The record is from RefSeq and is a predicted model, not a curated record. The transcript is spliced from 3 exons.
AUGUCAUUACUUUUAUCAAGUAAAGAUGGAAAGAGACUAUCAAGAACGAUUGAUUAUUCAGAAUUAAAGUUUGAUGAUCAUGAUCAAGUUGGUAGUGGUGGCUUUGGUAAAGUAUUUGCUGGAUUCCUCAAUGGCAAAAAGAUUGGUAUCAAGAAAAUGACCAUUCAUGAAAAUGAUCCAAAUAAGGAUAAAUUAUUAAAAUUUAUUGAAAGAGAGAUUUAUACUUUAAAAAUGUUUUCACAUCCAAAUGUAAUACAAUUUUAUGGAAUUGCAGAAAAGGAGAGAUCAUUAUUUCUACUUACUGAAUUGGUAAAUGGAGGUGAUUUACAUUGGUAUAUAAAGAAUCAAUCCAUUCAAAUGACAUGGAGAUUAAAAUUAUUGGUUGCACGUGAUAUUGCAUCGGCAAUGGAUUAUUUACAUGCCAAUAAUGUCAUUCAUCGUGACCUAAAAUCUACCAAUCUUUUGGUCUCUGAAAAUUGGACAAUCAAAGUUUGUGAUUUUGGUUUGGCUAGAAAAAUGACAAAAAGUAAAAGUAAAAUGACUAUUUGUGGUACUGAUGAUUGGAUGGCACCAGAAGUAUUAAUUGGAGAAGAAUAUGAUAAAUCAUGUGAUGUAUUUUCAUUUGGAGUAGUAUUGAUUGAAUUAAUUACAAGAAUUAGUUUGUCACCACGUAUACGUGAUGAAAAUCUAGGUAUUGAUCAAGCAUUUAUCAAAACAAAGGUACCACGAGAUUGUCCAAAUGAUUUUUUGGAUUUGGUAUUUCAUUGUUGUCGAACCAAACCUUCUCUAAGACCAACCUUUUCACAGGUAGAACAACUUUUAAAUUAUUUAUUGGAUCAUUUACCAGAUUUGGGUGAACCUGAUCUACCACCUCUCCGAACUUUUAAACCACCAGAAUUAACUCUUCAUCAUCUAUCAGAAAAUGGUCAAUUUUCUUUUCCAAGACCUUAUGUUGCUACUGUCAUUAAAAAUAAUCAAUUAAAUAAUAAUAAUAAUAAUAGUAAUAAUAAUUCAGAUAAAUUUUCAUUUCCAAGACCUUAUGUUGAAAGUAUUAAUAAUAACAGUAAUAAUAAUAACAGUAAUAAUAAUAGUAAUAAUAAUUCAGAUAAAUUUUCUUUUCCAAGACCAUACAUUCCUGAAAAUGAUCAAGAUAAUAAUAAUAAUAUAAAUAAUAACAAGGUAUCAAAUUUUUCAUUCCCACGUCCAUAUCAAGGUGAUGAUGAUGAAAUAGAAAUAGAUACACAUAUAGAUAAUAAUAAUAAUAAUAAUGAAUCAAUAUCAAAUUUAUCAUUCCCAACUCCAUAUCAAGAAUUACAAAUAGAUCAAGAACCUGAUAAUUUUAUAAAUUCAAUUGUAAAUUUCCAAGAUUCUGAAUUACUUUCCUUUCCAAGACCAUAUCAAUCGGAAGAGGAAAUUGAAAGACAUAGGCAAAUGGGAGAACCAAAAAAAUUACUUUUACAAACAGAUUAUAGUUUUCCAAGACCUUGGAAUCCUGAAAUCGAUGGUAAUCUAAGUAAUUUUAAAGAUUCAAAUGUACAGGAUAAAUUAAAAGCAACAACCAAUAAUGAACCAACAACAACAACAACAACAACACUAAUAAUAAUAGAAGAGGAAAAACCAUAUAAACCAAAAUCACCUAAUCUAUCAAGACAAGACAAGUUUAUAGUAUCAUCAACUACAACAACUAUAGUUGAUAAAAAACCAACAAAAUUAUGUGCAACUUUAUCUGUUUCAAUACCAACCACGACGUCAUCAUCAACAUCAACAACAAAUAUUGUACAAGACAUUUCAAAUUCACCACCACCAAAAACAUUACAAGAUAGAAUCAAAAAAUUAUUACAUCAAAAUAAUAGAAUUGAAGUGAAAAAGGAAUCACCAACUAUUAGUCGUAGAAAAAGUGUAAUUCAACAACAACAACAAAAUAACAACAAUGUAGAUAGUAAAAAAAAAACAACACAAUCAGAUUUAUCCAUUUCCUCUUCGUCCUCUAUUGGUAAUGGACAUCAAUCAAGUAAUUUAGUAGGUGUAUCUUCACCUCCAACAUCACCAAAUGGUAGAAGUACUGGUACAAAUGGUAGUGGAUCAUUAAUUUCAUCAGCUAGAGAUAUUAUUAGAAAAUAUGAAGAAAUUAGUUUAAAGACUGGUGGUAGCGGAAAUGGUGGUAGUGGUGGAUCACCAGCAGUAUCACCAAAAUCAUCUUUAAAUAAUAAUAACCAAUCAACAUCAUUUAUUUCUACCUCUUCAUUCCCACCAAGUAGACCAACAUUGGAAAGAAAAUUAGGUCAACCUAUUAUUGGUUCAUCAAAAUCAAUUCAAACUCCAAAAUAA